Messenger RNA from Erigeron canadensis, 864 nucleotides. RefSeq lists its product as uncharacterized. Gene Ontology annotation, molecular function: protein binding. The record is from RefSeq and is a predicted model, not a curated record. Lineage: Eukaryota; Viridiplantae; Streptophyta; Magnoliopsida; Asterales; Asteraceae. The transcript has 5 exons. Bases 1 to 864 code for a protein of 287 amino acids.
AUGGAUGGGACCCUCUGGUCCUAUGUGCCGUUUUGGUACCCAGAGCGCACACCGCAUAGAACUCAUGCCCGGAGACUAGAUUUGUAUCCAAAUGGAAAUGAUGAGAAUAGUGGUGGUAACAACAUAUCUUUGUAUCUUGUGAUAUGUGACACUCAAAGCUUCUCAAAGGGGUGGGAGGUCUGUGUUGAUGUUAGUUUUUUUGUUUAUGAUCAUGAAAGCCAUAACUAUGCAACUUUUCAAGAUAUCCAUGGCCAUGGGAACAGGGCAAGGUUUAAUGAGAGGAAUAAAAUCUGGGGGUUUGACCAACUAAUAUCACUCGAGUCUUUCAAGGAGAGUAAAAAUGGGUACCUGUCGAAUGAUGCAUGUGUGUUUGGAGUUGAGGUUUUUACUGUUUCGAAGUUUUCACAAAAUGAUCGAUGCUUAUCAUUUAGAAAGCCCCCAGCACCUACCAAUACCUACACUUGGAGAAUUGAUAAUUUUUCAAAGGUGACGGAGGAAUGUAUUUAUUCAGAAGUUUUCAAAAUUGUCAAUGUCAAGUGGUUUUUAAACCUUUAUCCAAAAGGAGAGAAUAUAGGGGAAGAUACUCAUAUGGCUACCUAUUUAUAUGUAUUUGACUAUGCUUCGUUUCCUCAUGGGUGGCGAGUUUAUGCAAAUUUUAGGCUUCGGGUUAAGAAUCAAAGUUCUAAGGACGAUAUAGAGACAGAACUUGAUCACUGGUUUAGUAAAUCUGCUGACAAUAUGGGUAUAUCCGAGUUUAUGCCCCUGAUUGACCUCCAUGAAUCGGCAAAUGGCUUCUUGGUAAAUGAUGUUUUUAUUAUGGAAGUCGAGAUCUCACUGUUGGGUACGCUAAAAAAUUUCUUUUGA